Messenger RNA from Helicoverpa zea (corn earworm), 1995 nucleotides. RefSeq lists its product as uncharacterized. The record is from RefSeq and is a predicted model, not a curated record. NCBI's taxonomy places the organism in Eukaryota, Metazoa, Arthropoda, Insecta, Lepidoptera, Noctuidae. The coding region runs from base 252 to 1922 and encodes 556 amino acids. The transcript has 3 exons.
UCGUAACUGCAAGGCGUAUGUACGUGAGACGAAUUCAAUGUUGAAUCAACAAAAUUAUGGCGGAAAAUGUAAACGUGCCACUGCGACAUUUAUAUAGGAACUUACGUGCAUAUUCGGUUAAAUGUAAUUUAUCGAGUUCUACGCAACACGCUCAGUAAACUUACUUCUGUGAUUACAACAACGAAUAAAAGUUAACAAAAAUAAGUGAAUCAUCAAAGGAAAUACAAAUGACGUAGAAUCAAUGGCAAGUGAUGAGUGAGUACUACAAGGAGCAACACCCGUUACUAUGUGAGGAUAUUUCCGAAGAGGAGCACUACAGCCCUAGAUACCCUCGGAGGCUGCGCUCCUCCACCUACAGGGGACGGACCAGAAACAAUCUGAAAGGUGCAGCCUCCAUUAUCACGCGCUGGCCAGAUCACUGGUCAUCUUUCGUUGCUUACUGGUGGAUAGGACUCGGAAUGAUUAGUCUUAUGACAUUUGUAGUUUAUAAUAGCCUUUUUGCAUUUUCUAUGCUACCAACUGCUAAUCUAAAACCUGCAAGUCUUAUAAUCGCCAAUAAAAAUGCAAGAAUAUUACCAAAAACUUCAUGUCCCGACGUGUUUAUGCACAUUUUUGCCAAGCCGACUGAAGAGGUAGAUUUUGGCCAAUACAUGCCUUACAUUGAAGCGUUAUCAGAUAAAUAUCCAAACGUCAAGUACCAUUUAAUGGUAGUUGUAAAUGACACCACAAAUCUAGGUUGGUUGAGUGCUGAAGAAAAUAAUGAAAUAGCUUUGAAUUCACUCUGGAAUAAAAAUCCUAAGAAAGAACCCAUAUAUUCGAAUAUUGCUAUUGAAUAUAUCACGCUAUCAGCUUACAUGGAAAACUCACCUUUGAGAAAAUACUGGAGGUCUUUACCACAUCAACUUAUUGAAUUCUUAUCGCGAGCUAUUUCCAUUUGGGACAAAGGAGGUAUCGCUUUUGAUCCUAUCAUUUUGACACCAAAAUCCCAACAUACCAUAUAUACAGAGAAAAUACAGAAACUACUUGACAAAUAUGCAGAAGUUGACAAAACUGUAAGUGAUUUUAAACUUAUGAAUAAACCAAGUAGGCCGUCUAAGAAAGGGAGGAAAUUAAACAAUAUAAGGGACAUAAUCAACGCCUUGGAAAAUGAGGACGACUCUAUGAAUGCCUUUUCUCAAGAAACUCUAACAGAGGCAGAAAAUAUAAAAGCCCCGAUUGUAACAAAAAGUGAUCGCCAUUUAUUUACUGCCACAGAGAACAAAGUAAAUAAUGUAUCGGACAAAAACACUGAGCCCUUUAAUAAAAUACAAAUCCAUCCACAAAUAAAUGCCUAUUCAAGUGAUAGUGAUACUAGAAUGUCAAGCCAUCGAAUGGUCAAUAACAGUACGGAAACUGCCGUAACUUUAGAUGUUAGUCAAAAUACAACUAAGUUGAGUCUGUUACCUUUAUUUUUAGAAUUCCUAUUUCAUAAUAAACUUAAUGUUAAAACAAGCCCUACAGAAGCUACAACAACUAACCGAACAAGGAAAAGUGUCAUACAAGUACCCAAAUCUGAAGAGGUUGAAACUUCUUUGUCAACAAGUUCACUGGAGAGAAUUGAUAAGAGAAUCACGGAUACUUACCAACCAGUCAUUAUUUCAGCGGCAGGUAUCUAUAAUAAAUCUGAAAAUCCCAAGUUGGCCAUAGACCCGCCCAAUCAAGAGUCUGAUGCCGUUAUAGAGAAAAAUAGAUUAACAAUCGAUUUGAAAGGAAAUAUUAUAGCAACGGAUACUGCAUGCCAUGCCUUCUUAGGAACUAUAUUUAGCAAUGCGAUCCACCAUAGUCAAGAAGAAAGUGUCACAGAUUUUAUAAUUGCUGAACUGACAAUAUUUUGUAAAGGACUUUUGUCUUCGUGUAUGGGUAUUGAUUUGAUUUUAUUAUAACUGUAUUAACUUUAAUUAUUGUUAUUUUAGGAAUGAGUAUUAAAUUAUUUUAUUAAAUGUUUUUCUUAUUUUA